AUGAAGACAAAUUAAACGUAAAAAAUUUUUACAACCUUACUCUAUAUAUUUAGUAUUUUAAGACAUUUAUUACGAACCAUUCAAGACGAUAUUUUCAAUUUUCUAAAAUUUAUAAUAGUAAAUAUGUUAUUGAAAAUUGUUCUUGUUUUAUUUUCACUGGAUGCCUUUUUCGUAAAUGCUCAGAAAAUAGACAUCAACAAAUUUAGUGAUGAACAGGCCAACCGGUUAUUGAAAUCAUUUCAAUGGUUUGGUAAAAGAAACCCAAAUAAUCCAGAUCAGGUUCUUCAUUUAGAUAAUGAUAAAUUACGUUCAUUGGUAAAAAUGUCUGAAAAAGAAAUAGAAGAAAUAUUACUGAAAUACGAUAAAAACAGAAAUGGAGUAUUGGAAUUUAAAGAAUAUCUGAAAAUGAUGACAAAUAAUGAAUUUGAUAUAUUAUCAAGAGCCUUGGAAGUAUUAAACACUAUAGGAGAUGGACACAUUUUACUUGAAGACUUUGAACAAUUUUCGACUGAUUUAAACUAUCCAAAAAAUGAUAGGGAAAUAACGACACUUAUUAAUACAAUUAAAAACGGAAAUGGUUUCAUCUCAAAAAGAAAAUUGCUGGAGAUGAUUGACCUUUAUGAUCAAAAAGACAGGAAAAAAACUUGUUUUCAAAUAAUAGAUGAAUAUUUUAAGGGUUGUUGGAAAUGUUCGAAUUAACAUUGUAAAACUAUAAUAAUAAACGAAAUAAUUAAU
Messenger RNA from Daktulosphaira vitifoliae (grape phylloxera), 735 nucleotides. RefSeq lists its product as uncharacterized. The record is from RefSeq and is a predicted model, not a curated record. The transcript has 4 exons. NCBI's taxonomy places the organism in Eukaryota, Metazoa, Arthropoda, Insecta, Hemiptera, Phylloxeridae. The coding region runs from base 124 to 699 and encodes 191 amino acids. Gene Ontology annotation, molecular function: calcium ion binding.